GAGAUGCCGGCGUGGGACACGACCAGGUUAAAGGUCAAGUAGUCGGUGGGCAGCGGCAAUGCUCUCGCCCUGGUUAGCCAGGUGGUGGUGGUGGUGGGGCAAAGUGUGCUUAAUCGCAGUUAAAAAUAGACCUGAUCCCUCCAGCACACCAGGUCAGAGGUCACGCAGUAAUUAAUCCCCUGGCAACAAUUAACCCUCCACUGUGUCCUUGCCAUUCACAAUGAUGUCGUUCAAAGACUUGACUCCGCCUCCUCUUCCUCCUCUCGGCUUUUUUGUACUCGCUGCCCAUAUAAGGAGCGCCAGAUCUCUUUAUAUUGAGAAAAGUAGUCCCGCGUCACAUGUCAAGUACUGAUGUUACUGCGCGUAACACCCCCACGACCCCUAAAUGUCUGUUUGGUGUUUGUAUGUUUGGCACACUUUAAAUGUUUUUCUUCAGCGCGUUGAGCAUCUGGAAAAGAUCAGCGAAAACAUGGCGUUUAGAACCUGGACCUACAUUCUACCGCGGAGGAGGCUGCUUGGCUGAGCGUUGGGGGAGGGGCUUGUGCGGGAUGUGUAGAAUGUAACUUUGUAACUUUGCAAAUGUCUGCUCAGUAAGUCUGUCCGUCGUCUUCUCGGUGCUUCCAUCGCGGCGAGGAGGAAACUGCGCGGCCAUCAGCAGGCGGCGAGACUUCUUGCUAAAACUAGCUGCUUAGCCCGUUAGCUCAUGUAGCUUUAGCGCGUCCGUUAGCAGACUCUGUCCCACCGGAAGCUCGCAGCGCCGCGGGACCUUCGUCCUGCCAGCGCCUGGAGGCUUGGAAAUGGGCACCAGAACCGGAACCGCCGCCGAGGCGGACGGGGGCCGGUUUGAAGUCCGGCAGUACGAAGCGGAGGUGAUCGACAGCGGCUCGGAGCAGGACUCUGACUCCGGGGAGGACGAGGAUCCUGCCCGGGCCAGGAGAGGCGUCAAGCGGGAAAGGGACGAAUGGGCACUCGGUCACCAGGCCGCCACCCCCUCCGCGGGUCUGAGCGGGGGUCACGUCGGGGUGACCGCGGGGAUGCCGGCAGCAAAGCCCGGCAAGAAAACGCGCGGGAGGGUGAAGAUCAAGAUGGCGUUCAUCGACAACAAACUGAGGCGAUACACAACUUUUAGCAAGAGGAAGACCGGCAUCAUGAAGAAGGCCUACGAGCUGUCCACGCUGACGGGCACCCAGGUGUUGCUGCUGGUGGCCAGCGAGACGGGCCACGUGUACACCUUCGCCACCAGGAAGCUGCAGCCCAUGAUCACCUCGGAGACGGGCAAGGCUCUGAUCCAGACCUGCCUCAACUCCCCCGACUCGCCACCGCGCUCCGACCCGUCUUCCGACCAGAGGAUGAGCGCCACGGGCUUCGAGGAGACCGACCUCACUUACCAAGUGAGCGAGGCCGAUGGUUGCCCCGACGUUGCCAAGGAGCUCAACAAAGCUGCAUUCACCAAUUCCAAUAUGGCGUGCAGCACCACCUCGUCCCCCGCGACCAUGCAGGUGCAGACUAGCCCCGCCUCCUGGCAGCCCUCCUCCACCAACGGGGGGGUGUUGAAGACGUCUGCAGGCGUUGUCUUUCCUGCCGGCUUUACUUUGAUGUCAGGUGGGUCUCUGCCCCCCGGCACGCACACCAUCCCGCUCAGUCAGCUGCAGGGUCCCGUGGGCCCCGGCGUCACGCUGCAUGCCCCACCCCCUCAGCCAACUACGCUGCUCCGCCUCCCCACGACCGUGUCACUGUCAGGGGGUGGAGUUGCCCAGCAGCUGCAGAGCGUCCAGUCCAGCAGCACGCCAACCUCCGCCAAACAGAGCAGCUCUGACGUCCGUAGCCCCGCCUCCUCUGCAGCCACUGUGGUCACCUCUUCCUCCUCCGUCGCCGCUCACAUGAUGUACCCCGGAGGUCACACGGUCAUGUACGCCACCCCCACGUCCGCUCUCGGCGACGGCCUCGCCGUUCUCAACACCUUCUCUCAAGCAGGCCACGCCCAGUCACAUGACUCUGCGUCCGUCCCGCAGGUCUUCCUGGCGUCUCUCCCCCCGGUCGCCGCCCAGAUCCCUGUCUCAGCCGUGCAGCUGCACCCGAUGGUGAUCGGUCCGCAGAGCGGCGCCGGUGGCGGCAACCUGACAGAGCUGCAGGUGGUCAGCGUGGACGUGCAGCAGGCGAAAGAAGACUGACCACUUCCUGUUCACCUAUUUUUUAUCUUGGGGAAAAGAACAAAUAUUCUUUCUACUCCUCUCUUCCUCUUAUUGUGAAAGGAUGUCAUUGACGUGAACGUACCAACUGACAUCAUUCUCACCGACAAAGUGCCAAAAAUGGAUUCUUUCCUUACGCCUGAAUACCCCGCCCAUGAUGUGGCGUUCAAGGACACCUGAACCUUCCUGUCUAUGCAGCACUUGCCUGGACUGAUCAAUAAAUACUCCUCCUUGACUGCAGGCCCUCCCAUGUCACAGGACUCAUCAUUCAUGUGACGCCAGGGGGCACACGUCUGUUACCCUCACCUCAAGUCUUAAUAUAAGCAACAAACAUUGAAUCAUGUGUUGUUAUAAUAACAAAACAAGACAUCAUCUCCAUGUACUUCUGCAACCUUCUUUUGUUUUUUUUUAUAAACUUUUAUUUAUUAAUUUCAACAUUUAUAAACAGUUGAGAAAUAAUAAUCAAAGUAAGUACAAAACAGCGCCAGGGGGUUGUAAAUUCAAAGAAACUAAAAUACAAUGCAAAAUAUAUAUGUAUGUACAUAUAAAUAUAUGUAUGUACUUCAACCAGCUGCUAUGGGGCGGCAAAUAUGAUGUCACAUCUGGAGUCGCGGCUGAUGUUUUUUAGGAUUGCGCUCAGAAAAAGUAAAAAACAAGCCAUUAUACAUAUACUUUUUUAAAGACUGGGUUAAAUAAAAGAAAAUAGAGCAUGGUUCCAUCUCGGUCCACACUCCAUAUCAGAAGAUGCCACCACAACCAUAGACAUGUUGUAGGUGUAAGCAGCAUGGAGCGCUACUGCCUGCUGGCGCUGACGAGACGCAGGGCCGCCAUCUUGGAGUGGUGAUCAGUGCAAUUCAUUCAUCUUACCUCACUCGAUACCACUCAUUUUCACCCACUUUUUUGUCAUACGUGUAGCUAUGAUGAAGGACACAUGUUUUUGUAUUCAUAGUUUGCUUAACAGUAAUAGAAUAUUCUUAUAUGCUAUAAGUGACCAGAUGUCCCAGAUCAAAACUGGGAAUAUAAUCCCAAGGAAGGGGGAAAAACUAUUUUUAAAUUGAAGAAACAAUAUGAUGAUGUUAUAUAUACAUGCUACAUAAACAAUGUAUGAAUACAUUCGAUAUAACUAUAUAUCUUAUAGACUGUAUCUCUUGCUGCAGCAGAGAUUUUAUUCUGUCUUGACACUUUGUAUUGAUAUUUUAUAUUACAUUCUUCCCUUAAAUGA
Nerophis ophidion (straightnose pipefish) is the source of this 3411-nucleotide messenger RNA. Its product is annotated as serum response factor-like. The record is from RefSeq and is a predicted model, not a curated record. Lineage: Eukaryota; Metazoa; Chordata; Actinopteri; Syngnathiformes; Syngnathidae. The transcript is spliced from 8 exons. Gene Ontology annotation, biological process: positive regulation of transcription by RNA polymerase II. Gene Ontology annotation, molecular function: RNA polymerase II cis-regulatory region sequence-specific DNA binding; protein dimerization activity; DNA-binding transcription factor activity, RNA polymerase II-specific. Bases 798 to 2171 code for a protein of 457 amino acids.